CCAAAAGGCUGGACUGACAAAGUUGCUGCUGAAGUCAAAGUCAAAACCAUGCUCGCGGAUUGCAUGGGCACGACAUCUGACAAGAUCCAGGACGUUCUGGAAGAAAAGCACGGCGACCAAUAUGUGUUCCAAGUUUCCUCUUACAGUAAAUUUUACUUUUGGAAUUGUGCAAGCGAUGAAGGAGCUGAAGUUACCAAGCCAAAGGGUAAGGAGGAACUUUGGAAACAGAUGGACAAGGAUAUCACGCAGGUGGAAGUGAAGAAGCUUUGA
This is a messenger RNA of Suillus paluster, 270 nucleotides long. RefSeq lists its product as uncharacterized. The annotation marks the transcript as partial. Lineage: Eukaryota; Fungi; Basidiomycota; Agaricomycetes; Boletales; Suillaceae. The record is from RefSeq and is a predicted model, not a curated record. The transcript has a single exon.